Messenger RNA from Meloidogyne enterolobii, 1130 nucleotides. The record is from the annotation of a GenBank genome assembly. NCBI's taxonomy places the organism in Eukaryota, Metazoa, Nematoda, Chromadorea, Rhabditida, Meloidogynidae.
AUGUGUGAGAAUUAUUCAGAACAACAACUACCAGAAACAAGCUUUUGUUAUAUUGAGGAUUUGGUUAAACAACAAAUAAAUGAAGCUAUUCAAGAAUCUAUUCCUCGUCUGUUAGAGUCUGAGAAAGGCGACAGAAAAAGCUUCUUUGGCUCAUUAAAAACAAUUUUAUUACAAAAAUUAAAUUCCCGAUUUUUUGCAAUUUCCUUUCCGGAUAGAGAAGCUCCUUUGCCUUCUCCUUUUUUUAAAAAUUCUGAAGGCCUUUUAAAAGACUUUUAUGAUGGAAAUAUUUCUGAAUUUGAAACUUUGAGAUUUAAUGCUGAAUUUACAAUUGUGAUGUUAUAUGCUCCAUGGGAUUUUAGAUGUAAAUUAUUUCGGUCUUCUUUUCUUUAUGUUGCGGGUUUAUUUAAAGAAAUUAAUGAGAUAAAAUUUAUUGCUGUAAAUUGUAAUUAUUACAAAGGAAGAUGUAGAUCUAUGUAUAAAUUAUUGGCUUUCCCUGUUAUUUUUGCCCAAACACAAUAUAACCAACCAAUUAUUUUUAAUCAAUUUUUGUCUUCUGAAAGGCUUUACAGUUGGAUAAUUAAUUUAUUAUUUCCAUUUAAUAUUGUCAAUUCUGAAGAGAAUUUAAAUAAAUUAAUUUUAAAUUUUGAAUUUGUUGUAAUUGGACAUUUUGAAUUUAAUUCAAUAUCCUUUCAAUUACCUCGUUCUUACAGUGUUUUUGUUAAUUCAAUUUAUUAUUUAAAUAAUAGAAGGGCUUCUUUGGCUUUUGGAUUAAUUUUAAACAAAACAAUUAGUUUAACAUUAAAUAUUUCUUUAAAUCAAUUAAAUAUUUAUUCUUUAAAUUCAAAUAAUUUAUUAAAAAUUGAUUCAUUUGAAAUUAAUUCAACACAAAAAACUCAAAAUGUAGUUGAUUGGAUUAAUAAAUGUUUGGGGAAUUUUGAAGAUAAAAUUGUUAAAGAAAUUGAAAUUGACGGUGAGUUUGAUAUUUAUUUUUAAAAUUUUUAGGUUAUAUUGUUGGUGGUGUAGUGGUAUAGGUUUUGAAUUUGGCGUAAAAUGGGGAAGGUUCGUACCCUUUUUUGUGUUUUCUUUUAUUUUUGAUUUUUUUAUGAAUUUUAGAUGAAAUCUAAUUAAUU